CCACAAUUAAUCAAAAUAAAUUGUUCAACACUGUACAAUAACACCUUCAAACGCGUGCUUAAGUCCUCAAUAUCGUCGACUUAAAAACAUAACCUCAAUGAAGCCAAAUAAGAACUCGUUAUCUACAAAUAAGGCAGAUUUAUUCGACUAUGAGCUUGUUGCUUAUUCGGCGACUGUGAAUCUAACCGAUGUCUUAAGCAUAUGCUUAAGACCAGCUUAAAAAUAAGUUGCGACUUCAUCGAGCUUCUACAUAAGAGAAAAACCAUCCGUGAAGUCCAUUUCACAAAUACAGAAAGACAACAAGUUGCAAAAUAUAAUAAUGUAAUGGAAAGUCUACAGACUCUAAAAGAUAAUAGAAAUGAUUGUAAAGAAAAUAUUAGUAAGAAUCUUCUACAUCUGACAACACAUAAACAUUCAGUAUAUAAACUUAUUUAUAAUUCAGAAAAUAGUGCAGGAUUGCCAGUUUCUCAUGACCAUCAUCGGCAAAUAAUAAUGCUUUUAUCUGAAGGAAUUGAUUUUAUAAAUAAGUUGCAGAACAUUUAUAAGAAUUUGGAUAAUGAAAAUAAAGAAAAUAAUGCAAAUUCUGCAAAUCUUACUCAUGAUAUUACAUCUUGUACACGUUCUGUAGAAAGAGAGCUUUAUAAAAUAAAGUUACUAAUUGCUGAAAUACAAAUAUUACAGAAUAAUGCGGAUUUAUUGAAUAAGUUAAAACAAGAAAAUUGUUUAAAUGCUAGUGAUGAAGGUAUGGAAAUUUAAAGAGUGCUAAGUAGAACUUUAAUAACAAAAUUACAUUUUGUUAUUACAGUAUUAAAAAUUAAUAUUUUUUAAUCAGAACCUUUUCUAUUUGUAUUUACUUGCUAUUAACAUAGAAAAUUAUU
Osmia lignaria (orchard mason bee) is the source of this 878-nucleotide messenger RNA. RefSeq lists its product as uncharacterized. NCBI's taxonomy places the organism in Eukaryota, Metazoa, Arthropoda, Insecta, Hymenoptera, Megachilidae. The record is from RefSeq and is a predicted model, not a curated record.